UAGAACAUUAUCUUAGUUUCCGAGUGAAUUUCGUUCUGUUACUUAGUUUAUUUCGGAAAACAUUUAAUUUUCCUUCGUAAGUGUAUGAUUUGAUGCACGUGUGUGGAAAUGUCGCAACGCAAUACUCGCAGUGUCAGUACUAGCUUUGAAGUGUACCGUGACGUGAAUUCCAGCAGUAGUGGCUCCUCUACAUCGUCCAGCAGUUCAUCUAAAAGCUCAGAUACACCACUCUGGAGGUUUAACCGGUUGCUUCGCACGUCGGUGGCAUGGCACUGGGGCUUCUUCCGGAGGAAUCAGCUGAGUUUGAAGAGUCGCGGCAGAUCUGUAUCAGAUGCGGGCCUUUGUACGAUUGCAGAUAAUGAUUUGUACUUCCUGGAUAUUCCUGUAUCACCACGACGCUCCUUACAAGUUUUUAACAGCGCCUCAGCUGGAGCCAUACCAGAGCUUUCUAAAACGUCGGUUGGAGGGAGCAGUGCGGUUGGGCUCGAGGAGGCCAGCGACGGCAGUGACGCCGAACGUUCCAGGCGACACCUGCGGGUACCCACACCUACCUACUUGAGCCAGUAA
Messenger RNA from Pararge aegeria (speckled wood butterfly), 567 nucleotides. RefSeq lists its product as uncharacterized. The transcript has 4 exons. The record is from RefSeq and is a predicted model, not a curated record. Bases 109 to 567 code for a protein of 152 amino acids. Lineage: Eukaryota; Metazoa; Arthropoda; Insecta; Lepidoptera; Nymphalidae.